AUGGUGAAAGAUAAGAAGCUUUAUGAUUUACUUGGAGUUGAGCCCAAUGCGAGCGAAGCAGAGAUCAAAAAAGGUUAUAGAAAACAAGCGUUGAAAUUUCAUCCUGAUAAACCAACAGGUAAUACGGAAAAAUUCAAGGAAAUAUCUGAGGCGUUUGAUAUAUUGUCCAAUGCCGACAAGAGAGAAGUCUAUGACAAUUACGGUUUAGAGGCCGCAAGGGGAAAUGUUCCAGCGGAAGAUCCUGGACAUCCCUUUGGAGCAGGUGGUGGUGCUGGCCAAGCUGGAGGAUUUGGCGGAUUUGGAAGAGGUGGUACAUUCCGCACUUCAGGCGGCUCGGGAUUUUCGCAAGCAGAUGCAUUCAAUAUUUUUUCGCAAAUGGGCGGAUUUGGCAUGGGAGACGAUGGGUUCACAUUCAGUCUGAGUAGUGGUGGUGCAGGUGGAUCUCCAUUUGGCGGGGCAGGUGCAUCUCCGUUUGGUGGUGGUGGUUUUAGAACGGCAGGUGGUGGUGGUAUGCCAGGUGGUUUUGGUGGUGGUGCACAGCGUCAAAGACAAGAACCGGCAACCGUGUCGAUACCCUUGCCUGUGUCAUUAGAGGACUUGUAUAGUGGUGCCACAAAGAAAAUGAAAAUCACAAGGAAAGACGCCAACGGAACAAGGGAACAGAAAGUAUUGGAAGUUAAUAUAAAACCAGGUUGGAAAUCAGGCACUAAAGUUAACUUUGCAAAUGAAGGAGACUACCAGCCCGAACUUGGGGCAAGACAAACCAUACAGUUUGUUAUUGAGGAAAAACCAAAUCCCACAUUUAAAAGAGAUGGCAAUAACAUCAAAAUGAAUGUUCAUUUAUCGUUUAAGGAAUCACUUUGCGGAUUUGAAAAAGAUGUAACGACAAUAGAUGGUAGGAGAAUUCCAUUGAGUAGAUCGAAUCCCGUACAACCCAACACUACUACAACAUACCCUGGUUUGGGAAUGCCAAUAAGUAAGAACCCAGGGCAAAGAGGCGAUUUGGAAAUAACUUAUAAAGUUGAUUAUCCAACUUCUUUAACACCGGCUCAGAAACAAGUAAUACAACAGAACUUUUAG
Lodderomyces oxycetoniae is the source of this 1080-nucleotide messenger RNA. It is a transcript of the gene SIS1, whose product is annotated as type II HSP40 co-chaperone. Gene Ontology annotation, biological process: translational initiation. The coding region runs from base 1 to 1080 and encodes 359 amino acids. The transcript has a single exon. Lineage: Eukaryota; Fungi; Ascomycota; Pichiomycetes; Serinales; Debaryomycetaceae. Gene Ontology annotation, molecular function: protein-folding chaperone binding. Gene Ontology annotation, cellular component: cytosol. The record is from RefSeq and is a predicted model, not a curated record.